Messenger RNA from Exophiala aquamarina CBS 119918, 444 nucleotides. RefSeq lists its product as uncharacterized. Gene Ontology annotation, biological process: amino acid transmembrane transport. Lineage: Eukaryota; Fungi; Ascomycota; Eurotiomycetes; Chaetothyriales; Herpotrichiellaceae. Gene Ontology annotation, cellular component: membrane. The transcript has a single exon. The record is from RefSeq and is a predicted model, not a curated record. Gene Ontology annotation, molecular function: amino acid transmembrane transporter activity. Bases 1 to 444 code for a protein of 147 amino acids.
AUGUCAGAGAUUGCAACUGCCAGCUGCCGUGAAUAUCACGAGGAGAAGAUUGCAGACGCCGAAACCAAGGUCAUCGACUGUGAGCAAGUUGAAAAUGACGAUCCGGCAAAGCAGGUCGAGUUCCAUGAGCCGAAGUCUCUUCACAAGGCGCUCCAUGCUCGACAAAUUUUCAUGAUUGCUAUUAGUGGUGCCAUUGGAACCAGUCUCAUCAUUGGUACUGGAUAUGCUCGGGCUCGGGCUGCGCCGGCGCCAGUUUUCAUCUCAUAUCUCCUCAUUGGUUUCGUCGUCUAUAUGGCCAUGGGUACCCUUGGUGAAAUGACUUCCUACAUCCCUCUCGCGUCGGGCUUCGCUCGCUAUGCGUGCCGAUAUGCUGAUGAUGCCUUGGGGUUCCGCUACUGGCAAGAUCCUGGUGCGUUCAAACCCUACCUCGCCGAUGGCAGCUAG